AUGCGGAAACCCCGCCUACUGUUUUGGCUUACUUCGAAAAGAGCCGCAAUUGCCGCAGUCACCUUAGUGCUGCUGCAGCUGUCGUUUUUCCUACUUGGAGAUGGUUCCAUUGUAAUAGAAGUGUUCCGUGACGGAUCUGCUCAUAAAGUUGCACAACAGCUCGCCAGCCUGACGGAGGCAUACACAUCACAUGCUCUGAAUUCCAGCGUCGGCCUCGUCCUCGCGUCUCUUCGCAGCGAUGAUUUGACCUGGCUUCUCGAUUAUUGCUAUGAAAGCGGCAAUACGCCAUUCAUUUACACUACGGAAAAGACUCCCGAGGCUGGUCUCCUCGUCCCUUCAACUUUACGUGGUCGAGAGUCACCGGCCUAUCUCUCUUACGUAGUCGAUUAUUACGAUCAUCUCCCCGAUUACUCUGUCUUCGUGCACGCAUACCCCGAACAAUGGCACAACGAUCUCUUUGGUCCACUCACCCACAACACCCUGAGAAACAUCCGCUUUGAGUCGGUGGACGCGCAUGGAUACAUUAACCUGCGAUGUCAACAUAAUCCAGGUUGCCCGACAGGUAUAUACCCCCUCAGUCCGACCCAAGCUGAUAUCGACAAUCACGACAUCCGCGCAUAUUUCUCCGAUGCGUAUCAGCAAAUCUUCAAUGUCUCGGUGGAUAAAGUGCCCAGAGAAAUCGGAAACGUGUGCUGCGCACAAUUCGCCGUCAGUCGUGACCGGAUUCGAGCGCGACCCAAGCAGGAGUAUCAACGGAUCUUGGACUGGGCGGCGACGACGGACUUGACCGACGAUUUCGGUGUGGGCUGGGUCCUGGAGAAGUUGUGGCAUAUCAUCUUCGGUAUGGAUGCAAUAUAUUGUCCUCGAUAUGAGCAGUGUCGCUGCGAUACGUAUGGAUGGUGUGGACCUUUGCCCUCGGGGAGGUGUUACAAGCAAUCACGAAUAGCGACCGUUGAGCUGCGCAAACUUCCAGAUGGAAUCAUCAUCAUGUGUAUAUUGAAUAUAUAA
This is a messenger RNA of Penicillium maclennaniae, 1008 nucleotides long. Its product is annotated as DUF3431 domain-containing protein. NCBI's taxonomy places the organism in Eukaryota, Fungi, Ascomycota, Eurotiomycetes, Eurotiales, Aspergillaceae. The coding region runs from base 1 to 1008 and encodes 335 amino acids. The record is from RefSeq and is a predicted model, not a curated record. The transcript has 4 exons.